AUGGAUUUCAGAAACUUAUCACCUGCACCAAACCAAAUGGAUAGCGUGAUGCAACGUCGUCCAUCUUUAUCUUCAUUAUCUUCGACUUCCGGGUAUGGUUCGUCCACCUAUGGAGGUGGGGGAACUGGUGGCGUUGGUACUGGCGUUGCCGUACCACCGGGAUCAGGAGGCAAUGGAACCACCGUCUCAAAUCCUCCCAAUUCAAGAAAUGGCAAUAACUUGCAUUCUUCUUGGCUCAACCAAUCCAUUAGUACCUCCACGGUGACUCCUACUAAUGUCGGACCAUGGGUUGAACAACAACAGCAACAACAACAAUCAACUUUAGAACUGUUGGAAGGUAGUGCCCAAGCUGUUUUGGGAAUUCCACCAAAGGGAUUAGGCAACCGUUCCCUUUCUUCAGCUAGCUCUACCAAGAAUGACGAACACAACACAAUUAGUAGUCCUAAUAUGAUCAACAAUGUACAUUCACCUAAUAACGAACCAGUCAAUGACAACUUGAAUGCUAAUAUUUCCAUGACUAAUGAACAUGAUGGAGCCGAUGACGAUUUAAUUCCUACUGCAAUUGUUAUAAAGAAUAUCCCAUUUGCAAUUAAAAAGGAACAGUUAUUAGAUGUUAUGACCAAAUUAAACUUACCCUUACCAUAUGCCUUUAAUUAUCACUUUGAUAAUGGAGUUUUCCGAGGAUUAGCAUUUGCUAACUUCACCUCUACUGAUGAAACGUCUUUGGUUGUUAAUCAACUUAAUGGUAGAGAAAUUGGUGGUCGUAAAUUAAGAGUGGAAUAUAAGAAAAUGUUACCAUUACAAGAAAGAGAAAGAAUCGAACGGGAAAAGAGAGAAAAAAGAGGACAAUUAGAAGAACAACAUAGAUCCACUUCCAAUGCUUCUUUAGCUUCUUUAAUGUCUGCAGCUUCAACCACUGCUGCCACCAAGAAUUUAAGCAUUAAUGGUGCUACUCCAAGCGGUACCACCGAAAGACUCUUUGUUAAUUUACCAUUCGCCACUAUCCUGGCUGCACCACCAAUGGACCUUAACUUUAAUGACCCCGAGAUCUUGGAAUUAUACACUCAAUUAGUAUUAUACCGUGAUGACGUUACAAAAUCAAUUUAUGAAUUGGCUAUUUCUCCCGCCACUUUGAAUAUUAACCAAAGAAAAAACUUAUCUUUGAUUUCCAAUUAUUUGAAUUUAUUAGAAUUGUUUGAUAAUGGGUUGAUCAUAAUUAGAAGAAAACCAGGUUAUAUUGCCCAAUCAAUCAUUCAGCAAGCUUCGUUAGGUGCCCAACAACCACCAGCUGUACCACCACAUUCUUCCUCUAUGAUGAAUUUGAGCCAAUUAGCAGCAACAAUGGCAACACCUUCCCACCCAGAAUUAUUGAGAUCUCAAUCUCAAUCUGCAUUGCAACUCCCUCGUUUGAGACAACAGGCAUCAACUCCAGUUCAACAAACUUUCCCCCAAUAUGGUUCUCAACAACAACAGCAACAACAACAGCCAUUACCCCCACAACAGCAACAGCAACAGCAGCAGCAGCAGCAACAUCAACAACAGCAACCUCAACAACAAAGACCAUACGCUCAAAAUCAACCAUUCAAUAUUUAUCACCAACAACAACCCCAACAAGUUCAAUACCAGCAACAAGUUCCCCAAGCACAGGUUGUCACUCCAACCGUUGGUUCAAGCAGUGCUGCUGCAUUAUUAAGAUCAAGUAGUAAUAGAUCAUAUGUUGAUGUGAGAGCAACUCCACCUUUAAAUAACAACUUUAUUCAUCAGCAACCAUCAUCUUCAGUGACCAACUCGCCAAAUACUCUUCAUAACCAAGUUCAGUACCAACAUUCUCAUCAACAACAACAACAACAACCGCCAUAUUACCAAGGAACAAAUGCUCAACAGCAACAUCAUCAACAACAACAAGGGGGAGCUGAUCUUGGAUCAAGAUUUCAACCAUUUGGCCAACAUACUCACUUGACUGGUAGUUUCACAUCGUUACUGCAAAGUACAUCUCUUCAAGGUAUUAGUGGAGCCAAUGCCAAUGCUAGUGGACAGUUGGAUGAAUAUGGGAAUGACUUAACUUCCAAGUUCAAUACUUUAGCAUUGGGUGGUAAUCCGGGGGUUGAGAACUUAAACAGUGGUGGUAUUUGGGGACCUAAAUGAUUAUGAAGUUAAUUUAUGUUUUUAUAUUUAUGAAUGAAUUUUAAUGUUCCCGUUCUAAUUGCAUUUAUGAAUGCUACGAAAAAAGUUAAUGAGAGAAGACGAAGAGGAGAGAGAAGAGACAUAGUGAGUACUUAUAGAGAACCAGUUCUUAUUGUCUUUAUUUUUAUAUUUUUAAAAACCAUCAGGACGCUUUAAUGUUUAAUUAAUCCGAUUGGUUUUUGUGGUUACUUGAAUGUAUGAUUUAAUUGUUUAAAUUUGUUUGUUUUUAGAUGUUAGAAAAUGUUUGCAUGAGCAUGAAGUACAUAGUAUAUCAUGAUUAGUGUUUAUAGAUCGUGAAAUAAGAAUAUGCAUAGGUAAA
This is a messenger RNA of Spathaspora passalidarum NRRL Y-27907, 2503 nucleotides long. RefSeq names its product Pin4p (gene PIN4). Bases 1 to 2145 code for a protein of 714 amino acids. The transcript is spliced from 2 exons. Gene Ontology annotation, molecular function: mRNA binding. NCBI's taxonomy places the organism in Eukaryota, Fungi, Ascomycota, Pichiomycetes, Serinales, Debaryomycetaceae. The record is from RefSeq and is a predicted model, not a curated record. Gene Ontology annotation, cellular component: nucleus; cytoplasm.